AGCUCAGUGUAAUCUGCGAAUUGAAGUUAGACACUUCCUUCUCCGUUCAAACAAGAAGAGUCCUCAAUGCACUAUAAUCAGGAGAAUUGUUAGAAUUGCUGUGCACGCGGGCACAACACGCGACUUCUGAAUGGAAGGGAACAGUCUAAUACAUUGGAAUUAUUAAUACAACUGAAACUCAUUUAUGGGAUUACAAAUUUGUCAAAGACCAAGGAUGUUAUUUAACAUAAAACAUAUCCUGUGGUGGUUAUUUUAUGUACACCAGACAGUAGAUGGCACUUUUUUGGAACUGAACCCUAUCAGCGGCUCUCUUUCGGGCAGGGUCGUCCUACCCUGUCACUUUAAUGCUUUCCCCACCACUAUGCCCAUCAUCAACAGCACUGGGAGGACAGAAUACUUGCGCAUCAAAUGGACAAGGAUGGAGGGUGAUACCGAAAGUACAGUUCUGGUGGCACAGCAGGGGAAGAUUAAAAUUGCAUAUAGCUACAGGAAACGGAUUUCAAUCCCCAGCCACCCUGAGGACAUUGGGGAUGCCUCCCUGACGAUAGUCAAACUGCGUGCUAGUGAUGCAGGGCGAUAUCGCUGUGAAAUCAUGUAUGGUGUUGAGGAUAAGCAGGACACCGUUUCCUUGGAUGUCAAUGGUGUUGUGUUUCACUACCGGGCAAACACCAGCAGGUAUAGUAUGAAUUAUGAUCAGGCUGUAAAAACUUGCCAGUCUAUCGGAGCCUCAAUUGCCACGUUUGCCCAGCUAAAAUCAGCCUAUGAAGAUGGUUUUGACCACUGUGAUGCUGGCUGGACUGCAGACCAGACAGUGAGAUAUCCAAUCACAAAACCCAGGGCUGGUUGCUAUGGAGAUAAAAUGGGAAAACCUGGUGUCAGAACAUAUGGAGUUCGAGACCCUAAAGAGACGUAUGAUGUAUAUUGCUAUGUGGACAAACUCGAAGGUGAGGUUUUUUACGCACCUGUCAAUUACAAGAUGACCCUAGAAGAGGCUAAAGAGGAGUGCAAACGGAGGAAUGCUGUCCUGGCCUCCCCCGGUCAGCUCCAUGCAGCCUGGCGUCAGGGUCUGGACAGAUGCGACUAUGGAUGGCUGUCUGACGGAAGUGCCAGAUACCCAGUUUCUAAACGCAAGUCCCAGUGUGGAGGUGGCCUUCUGGGAGUAAGGACCAUGUACCGUUAUCAUAACCAGACAGGCUUUCCUAGCCACAACUUAAAACUAGGGGCCUACUGCUUUAAAGGUAAAAUACCUGCAAACCAAAUAACUUGGGUUGAUGUUGCUGUGAAAAGUAAAACAACAGCUUCACAAAGGCUGGGAGGGUCAUCUGCCAAGCUGUCUGCAUCUUCAAUUUUUGUGGACAGGACCUCUUCUAAACCAACUUCUAAACCAGCUAUACCGAAGGACACAAAAGACAUAAAGUAUGAAGAAUUUCCCAAAGCAGAACAUGUCAGAUUGUCAACAUCGGAGCUCGGGUUUACUUUUAUUCCUGAUACAACUCGAGCCAGGAUCUCCUCCCAUGUUUCUGAAGAUGGAGCUGAGGAUUUACAACCAGACACGUCUGAGGUUCUCACAGAGCCACCUUCUAUGUUUUCAACAAGCAUGGCUAUUCCACGCCAGACAGUGACAGACAGCAUUAUUCGUGGAUCUCCCACAGCAGCUUCAUUCCAAACUGGAAAAUACAGUGAAUUCACAAUGGCACCCCUGUUUGAAGAUUUUUUUCCACAGAAUCAGGUAGAGUCAUUCCCCAGGGGUGACUUAUUUACCCUCUGGCAAUACUAUCCUUCUACACCUCAAGAAGAAACCGCAACAACUGAGGCUCAAAAAUUGCAGACACCUGUAACCACUAAGACAUAUCCCAUUGAAAUGACAGAGAGAACUACUGUCUUUGCUAAAACCGAAAGAGUUAUGGGUGUUACAAAUCGCUUCACUGAAGAAUCUACUACAGGGAUCCACACAGCCACAGCAGAUAUGAUAAAAGCUAUGGACCUGGAAACUAAGAUUAAUGAAGGGACCGGUGUCUACAGUGGAGAUAUGCUAACAACAGCCUUACCAAAGAUUGAAGGAACCAUGAAAGAGCAGCCGCAAUCUGACACUGAGACAUGUGAUUACGGCUGGCACAAGUUCCAGGGCAACUGUUACAAAUAUUUUGUUCAUCGGCGUGCUUGGGAAGCAGCAGAGAGAGACUGCCGUGUAAUGGGAGCCCAUCUCACCAGCAUUCUUUCCCAGGAAGAGCAGCUGUUUGUGAAUCGUUUGGGAAAUAACUACCAAUGGAUUGGUCUCAAUGAUAAGAUGUUCCAAAACGACUUCCGCUGGACUGAUGGCCAACCUAUGCAAUAUGAAAACUGGAGACCAAAUCAGCCUGACAGCUUCUUCACAUCUGGUGAGGACUGUGUGGUUAUGAUCUGGCAUGAAGAUGGGCAGUGGAAUGAUGUGCCCUGUAAUUAUCAUCUCACGUUUACCUGCAAGAAGGGAACAGUUGCAUGCAGUCAGCCUCCACUUGUGCAAAAUGCCCGCACCUUUGGAUUUUUAAGACCCCGCUAUGAGAUCAACUCCCUGGUGCGAUACCAGUGCCAAACUGGUUUCAUCCAGAGACACCUUCCGACAAUCAAGUGUAGGGGAGAUGGACAAUGGGACAAUCCUAAAAUCUCCUGCAUGAUGCCAUCAACAUAUCAAAGGACUUACGCACUGCAAUAUCGGUACAAUCUCUACAACAAUAACAGGAAGUGGUCCAGUGAACAACUGAAACACCUCCAUAACUGGCACAAAUAAGAAUACAAGAACAGACAUUUACAUAUUUCCUUGGUAAUUGUGCAUUGUGUCCAAGUAGUAAAAGUGCCUUUUUAACAUUGAAACAACUGUUUACAGAUGCUUUACACACUAGAUGAAAUCUUUUUUUUUUUUCCUUUUCAGUACUAAAUACUGAUUGGUAAUGAGAAGGGUAGAAUCAGCUGGUCACUGAAAUCUCUUUCUGUCUGUGUUGAUGGAAUUAUCUUUAUGCUGAGGAAUGUCAGUUGUGAUUUCUUGCUUUGUAAUGGUGUUUAUUUGUUAUGUGCAACACUGUAUAUUUCUUGUCUAAUAUAUUUUAGUAUAGCGGCUUCCUUAAUGACAUAACAUGUGAUUGAAAUCUUCCCAAAAUAUUUUAUGGUGGGACUAUACAAGCUGCAACACUUGUAAAUAGUAUACAGUAUAAUGCUGAAUAAUGUAAAUAUAUCAUAUCAUUUGUCAGAUAUCAGUAUGAAAACAGACUCCUUUAUGAGAGUAAAAUUGACAGUUCUUAUGCUGUUUACGUACAUAGGCUGGAAGCAUUGUAGCUUAAUCUACAAGCAAGUUAUAUUGAAUAUUGUCAAUAGAUAGACCAAAACAUAAUCCUAUCAGAAAUAUAAAUGAAUAUAUGAGGAGACAACCUCCAAUUCUACAUCAACUAUCCAUGACGGGGGUAGCGACAGAAAUCACGCUGACGAUGAGGGUAAAUGAUCCUUCUGGAAUCUUGUUAUAUGUGUGACAUACCCUGAGAUAAUAAAGUUUUGGAGUAAAAUGGUUUAGGGAAAAUGAUACUGUAGACUGUGUUGUAAUUUCAGCCAUGAAUGUGAUGGUUUUCAAAGACUGCCUGCCUUGUUUAUUAUUUUAUAAAGGCAGCUUUGAACAUUUACCUACAGACAGAAAAUUAAAUUAAUUUAGUUUUUUUUUCUUUAAAAAAUAUUAUAUAUUGAUAAAUUAACUGAAUAAAAUUCAUAUUUUCCUAUUGUAUUAUUUAAAUAUAGUAUGUUUAAAAGUAGAUGAAUAGAUAUGAACUGUCUGAAUGCUGCAGCCAAUAAGAAAGGCAAGAUAUUUUAGUGAAUCCAUGAACAUUUAAGUUACACAUUAAAGUUACAGAAAAGUGUAUUUCUUCAUUCUUUUGUGUCAUGUUUACAUGAAAAUUUGACCAUAUUGUUACUAUUCUACUAGUAUCCUCUACACAUAGUAAGUCUUUUAAGCCUUUCAAAGUAAUUUUUUGAUAAAAUCAUUUUUUCGUGAAUAAAUUUUAAAAAGAUAUGAAUAGAAUGUACUUAUUAAAAAAAACCCUGAAAGACUUGAAAAAUACAUUUAAUAAGACAUCUAAUUUAUUAAUGAGUGGGAUGUGUUUCCUUUCAUUAAAUGAAAAAAUAUUAUUGAUAAAAAAAGUUUUCCAUUUGCAGUGUUAAUGAGACAAAAGAAACAUUAAGUGAUAAAAUACCAGCAAUACAAUAAAAUCAAUACAAUUAAAAACUUGUUUUGAUACUGUAUUUAACCCUAUGGAGAAUCUUUGAUUAAAAAAUUACUUGUUUUAACUGUUA
Molecule: messenger RNA, 4311 nt
Organism: Paramormyrops kingsleyae
Lineage: Eukaryota; Metazoa; Chordata; Actinopteri; Osteoglossiformes; Mormyridae
Gene: vcana
Product: versican a
Biological process (GO): positive regulation of neuroblast proliferation; glial cell differentiation; central nervous system development
Cellular component (GO): synapse; perineuronal net
Molecular function (GO): hyaluronic acid binding
Source: RefSeq, a predicted model, not a curated record